AUGCCACUAGGCAGGCGUGACAAAAGCCUCCAAAAAAAAAGAGAAGCAGCAGCUGCUGUCUGGAUGAGGAACAUUGUCUGCCUACAAUUCUAACAGUGUCUAAUCAACCACAAUCACACGGCUGAAAUCAGCAAAUCCCCCAGGGAAACCAUUUCUGCAUUAGACGACCCUUAAAGGCACUGCUAUGUGGAUACUUGGUAGCAAUGACUGAUGUGGAAUCUACAUAUGCAGAUUUCAGAGCCUCUGGGAGAACGGGAAGAAGAAAUGCUCUGCAUGAUAUACUCACCUCAGCAGGAGGGAACACAAGUGAACUAGCCAUAAAGUUAUCAGAGCUUGACAUAAACAAAUCAGAGGGUGGUGAAGAAAAUGAACAAGCAACUCCAAGUGAGAAAACCACUGAUGAACAAAACCAAGCACCAAAACAGGAAAGCUAACCACUCCGUGUGAUAGCUUUUAAACUAGUCAUAUCUGUGAUAAGCCUCAAAGCAAUAUGAAAUUCGCUAGCAUCAAAAGCAAAGAGUACCGAAUAGAUGCCAGAAAUGACUGGAUCACAUCAAAGAAAUGGCUGGCUCUGAAGUUGUGGGAAGGAAUGUUUCCCAAUUUUAUCAUAAGCAAUGGCUGAUGUGUGGACAGAGUUCACGUAAUCACACGAGAUGUUAUUGAAACACCACGGCUUGCCACAAAAAUUCUUGUUGUGGCAUAGAAGCCCAUGAAGGGUUAAAUUCUAUGCUGUUGUAAAGGCUUCCACAAAUUUUUACAACGCUAGUCAAUAUUCAGAUUUCCCAAAUGUAGAAAAAAAGUAAGAUGAGAAAAAAAAUUCAAGAAUAUUGUACUUGUGUUUCAAUAGCUUUGUUGUUUACAGAUGUUUUGUACGGUUCAUUUUAAUAAGCUACACUGACCUGUUUAAGAUGUGCACACGUCAAAUGGUUAUCACUCAAAUGAAGGGCUGGAUAUUACUAUUCAACGGAUCCUUUAAUCACCGUGAAAUUCAUACAAUUUCAUCACCAUAGUCCUAUUACUCAAACAAGCAGUUUUCUAGAACAAUACACUGUCUAAUUCAGUAGCCGUUUAAUUCACUGUGUCAUGUGAUUUGUCAGUUUAAAUUUUCACUGUGGCUUAGAUGUUUAAACAAUGGGGAAGCCAAUUUUCACAGGACAAUUUUUCACAAAAUUGCAAAUGAAGUUCACAGAUGUUUGUUACUUUUUUUACCUUCUACAAAAUCAAAUCUGUAUGUGUGAGGUUUUUUUUUUGGCUGAAUAGUUACACAAGGGGGUAAUGCACUACAAUAAUGGAUAAAAUGCACUUAGGAAGUGUGUGGUGGUAUCCUGGCACACCAAUUCCUUCCAGAAUCAGUAUUGAUUUCUAACACUGUACUUGUUACAAAUGUAAUAGUGCACUUUUUAAUGUUUGUACAUUUUAAUAAUGAAUAGUGUGGUUGUUUAUCAGUUAUAAAACCCAAUAAAGUUAGCUA
Molecule: messenger RNA, 1471 nt
Organism: Nanorana parkeri
Lineage: Eukaryota; Metazoa; Chordata; Amphibia; Anura; Dicroglossidae
Gene: PKIA
Product: protein kinase (cAMP-dependent, catalytic) inhibitor alpha
Exons: 3
Coding region: 204-434 (76 amino acids)
Biological process (GO): negative regulation of cAMP-dependent protein kinase activity
Cellular component (GO): nucleus; cytoplasm
Molecular function (GO): cAMP-dependent protein kinase inhibitor activity
Source: RefSeq, a predicted model, not a curated record